Molecule: messenger RNA, 411 nt
Organism: Guillardia theta CCMP2712
Lineage: Eukaryota; Cryptophyceae; Pyrenomonadales; Geminigeraceae
Exons: 2
Source: RefSeq, a predicted model, not a curated record
AGCGGUGACAAGCCUAGAGACCCCAGGAGAGUCUAUGCAAAUCCAGUUUAUCCUGAGAUCUGUCCCAUAUUGGCAUUAGGAAUCUAUUUGCUUUGCUAUUUACCAGAUGAACUGUCCCUGUUUCCAGGCAGAUCACAAUACAAGCGUUUCAUGCAGGUUCUUUCAAAAAUAAUGAUGCCACCGAAUCAAUCGGAGUCAGCAGCCCCGAUUUUCAACACGUAUCUACGAUAUGAAGCAGCAGGUGAUGCAUUUGUUGGACGUACUAUAACAGGGCUUCCCAUCGACUCAUCAGAGUUUGCAAUUCUUCCGCCGCAUUUCAAAGAAGCUGACUCGUCAGGGAUGGUCACAAGUGCGAUUCAGAUGCUGUUCCCAACAUUACCCAUGUGCAUGUAUGGAGUUGCGGAGUUUGCA